Peromyscus leucopus (white-footed mouse) is the source of this 1994-nucleotide messenger RNA. RefSeq names its product tRNA splicing endonuclease subunit 54 (gene Tsen54). The transcript has 12 exons. Gene Ontology annotation, cellular component: tRNA-intron endonuclease complex. Gene Ontology annotation, biological process: tRNA-type intron splice site recognition and cleavage. The record is from RefSeq and is a predicted model, not a curated record. Bases 4 to 1680 code for a protein of 558 amino acids. Lineage: Eukaryota; Metazoa; Chordata; Mammalia; Rodentia; Cricetidae.
CCGAUGGAGCCCGAGUCCGAACCCGCGUCCGUGGAGGUUCCCGCGGGCCGUGUGCUCAGCGCCGCGGAGCUCCGGGCGGCGCGCUCGCGCUCCCAGAAGCUGCCUCAGCGGUCGCAUGGCCCCAAGGACUUCCUCCCCGACGGCUCGGAGGCCCAGGCCGAGCGGCUGCGCCUGUGUCGCCAGGAGCUGUGGCAGCUGCUGGCGGAGGAGCGCGUGGAGCGCCUGGGCAGCUUGGUGGCCGCCGAGUGGAGACCCGAAGAAGGCUUUGUGGAGUUGAAGUCUCCUGCGGGGAAAUUCUGGCAGACCAUGGGCUACUCCGAGCAAGGGCGGCAGCGGCUGCACCCCGAAGAGGCCUUGUAUCUGCUGGAGUGUGGCUCUAUUCAGCUCUUCUACCAAGACCUGCCACUGUCUAUCCAAGAGGCCUACCAGCUGCUGCUGACUGAGGACACCUUGAGUUUCCUACAUUAUCAGGUCUUCAGCCACCUGAAGAGACUAGGCUACGUGGUCCGUCGGUUCCAGCCAAGCUCUUUAGGAACAUCUGGUAUUAUUGGUGACACUCAAGGGACGUGGGCAAAGCACCAGUCUGAGAAGGUGGAGCUGUUGCCUGCCUGCUGUUCUCCCCACAGCUCUGUUGUGUCGCCUUACGAGAGGCAGCUUAACUUGGAUGGCUAUGCCCAGUGCCUGGAGGACGGGACUGGCAAGAGGAAGAGGCGCUCCAGCUGUCGGUCUGUCAAUAAGAAGGCUAAGGGUCUGCAGAGCUCCCUGCCACCCGUGAGCCUGUCAGCCUCCAGCCCACCUGCCUGUGACCAGAAUAGCCAGGAUCCAGAGAAGCCCCAGGAGUCAAGCCCCAGGAAGGACUCAGGACUCUCCUCUCAGUCUCUGGGGUCUCCAGAGCCUUGCCCUGCUCUGGCCAGGGAGGAUGUGGGGUGUGGCCAGGAGAAUGAUAAAAUCGAGAAUGGAGCCAAGGGGGCUCCUAAACUCCGCUGGAACUUUGAGCAGAUCUCCUUCCCCAACAUGGCUUCAGACAGCCGCCACACCCUCCUGCCUGCCCCAGCCCCAGAGCUGCUCCCGGCCAAUGUCAUUGGGCGAGGGACAGAUGCUGAGUCCUGGUGCCAAAAGCUGAACCAGCGGAAGGAGAAGCUUUCCCGGAGAGACCGGGACCAGCAAGCAGAGGCCCAGCAGUUCCGGGAGGAUGUGAAUGCAGAUCCUGAGGUGCGGAGCUGCUCCGGCUGGCGGGAGUACAAGGAGCUGCUGCAGAGGCGACGGCUGCAGAAGAGCCAGCCCCGCCCCCCACACCUGUGGGGCCAGUCUGUCACGCCCUUGCUCAACCCUGCGAAAGCAGAUUCCCCAGCCACGGUCCUUCAACACGUCUCUGUGCUGCAGACAACACACCUUGCUGAUGGAGGUUACCGGCUGCUGGGGAAGUCUAGAGGCUUGGAGAUCAGCUUCGAUGUUUACCAGGCUGACGCUGUGGCUACCUUCCGGAAAAACAACCCUGGCAAACCCUAUGUCCGAAUGUGCAUUAGUGGAUUUGAUGAGCCUGUCCCAGACCUCUGCAGCCUCAAGCGGUUGACCUACCAGAGUGGGGAUGUUCCCCUGAUCUUUGCCCUGGUGGAUCAUGGUGACAUCUCCUUCUAUAGCUUCAGAGACUUCACGCUGCCUGUGGAUCUGGAGCACUGAAUGUAUAGCUCUGAGGAUGGGCUUUUUCUGGGGGACUUGGACUGCUCUCAGGGACCAUGUUAGCUGACUCCUGUACAGGACUCACCAGGAACUGUCUGGGCCAAUGUCGUCAUGGCCCUGGGUAUCUGCUGUUUGUAGGGGAGUGAAGCCUUGCCCCGUUCCCUCUUGCCUGGCAGUGACCCCCUUGGAACUCAGGACUUGAUUUCAGAGGCCCAGGUGGUAGGGCAGAAGAGAGGACUCUGUGCCUUUAAACAGGGGGGUGCUUGCUUCGUGCCAUAAAGCCAAAGCCAUUAAAAAAAUAUUUUCUGCUGUGA